Papaver somniferum (opium poppy) is the source of this 578-nucleotide messenger RNA. RefSeq lists its product as uncharacterized. The record is from RefSeq and is a predicted model, not a curated record. Lineage: Eukaryota; Viridiplantae; Streptophyta; Magnoliopsida; Ranunculales; Papaveraceae. The transcript is spliced from 4 exons. The coding region runs from base 1 to 444 and encodes 147 amino acids.
AUGACCUCCAUGAGGUAUUAUCGUUGCCCCAAAGAUGAUCGACGUACGAUGGAUUACCGUUACCAGAAUUUUUCUCAGCUUUUCCAAUGGAAUCCUGCAAAAUCAUCUCCGAUUCCGAAGCUCCGGUUCGUGGAAUUACUAACUACAAGUAAACACAAAUCACUGAAAUUAAACCGAAAAAACUACAACAUACGACGUCAUCGAAUCAUCACCAGAUCUUCUUCUUCUGGGUCAGAUGAAAAUAAUGGAUUUUCACCUGCACCCAGUAGGGUUUUCAGAGAAGGAAAGAAUUUUUUGAAUGAUAGAAUGCAAGAAGGUUUCUUGCAAAGAAUUCGGUAUGCUAUGAAGCCUGAUGAAGCUUUUGGACUUACUUUUUCAUGGGAUAAUGUAGUGGUAAAUCAUUCCAUUACGACACAAUGCUUGAAUUUGUGUUUCCUGCAAUAGAGUUCGAGCUUUAGCUAUUCUGUACAUGUCUGGUUACUUAAAGAUAGAUUGUUAUCUCAUACAACAUCAUGUGAUCUUCAGGAAGACACAAGAACAUUGAAGUUAAAUGCUUGGGAACAUCUUGCCUCCCAAGA